Moneuplotes crassus is the source of this 1388-nucleotide messenger RNA. The record is from the annotation of a GenBank genome assembly. Lineage: Eukaryota; Ciliophora; Spirotrichea; Euplotida; Euplotidae.
UAUUAAUGAAAGCACUGUUUGUAAUAUGCUUGCUUUCUGUAGCGACCCUGGUAGCUACAGAAACGUUUCAAGGGGUAGUUGAGAAGGUUUACUCUUCAAAGGGACUGAUUGAUCAUUACAAGAGUAUUAUUAAGAGAUCUUAUGCUACCUUUGAGAACUCUGAUAUGGGAACUGUUAGCGACAAUACAGGAUUUUGGAUCUUUGGAACAUCAAUGACGAUUAAAAAGACUUCUGUAGAUGCUAUGUCUUUUGGAGAUAUUGCUGGUGUUAACUAUGCUGACAAUGAAUACGUAUUCUCGGUAAAUCCUUUCGUUGGAGAUCUGCAUUACACAUGGAGUUAUAAUAUUGCUGUGGCUCCCUUCAGCCAUAAAUCUGUAUGCAAGUUCACUGUUAAACCAUACAAGCUUAAGAUCAAGUUUGACCUUGUAAAAGACAAACUCAGUGUUGAUAGACAUAUUGAGUAUUCCCAACCUCCUACUUUGGAAUGUGACGACAAAGAUAUUGAGGAUAAAUCCCAGUAUAAAUGGAUGAAAGAACUUAGAGAUACUACCUAUACUGAAAAACUUGGUGAGUACUUCCAGAAAGCUAUUAAUACUUGGUUAGAUAAGGUAGAUACAGUCUUUAUCGCAUCUACUCAAGCUACUCUCGACGACCUUGAUUUUGCCUUGAAGCCUCAUCUUAAAGAAAUUAGUCCAGGAUCUGGAGCCACCUUACAGAUUGGUUAUAACUACGAUAUUACUUUGAUGAAAAAGAAGGCUACCCCAGUCCCAACUCAGGAGAGAAAAACUCUACAAAGCGGAGGAGAUUUGACUAUGUACUUCUUUGAGGAAUUCUUCCAGUCCAUGCUUGAGCUAGAUAAGAAAACUGUCUCUUUCUGGACAGCAAUCAGCCAAGCUAAUCUUCCUGAUGGAAGCACCUUUGGAAUGACUGCUAAUGAUUUUAGAUAUAUUAUUGACGGCAUGAACAAAUACUCUAAGGAUACUCCAAUUGAUGUAGGAUGUGAAUAUGGAGAAUCUGAUCCAUUAGUUCAGUUAAACACUACAGGAGUUCAUCUUGUAAUGCCUAUUGCCUGUAGUUUGAGAGCUGGAACUAGCAAAGUAUUAGAUGCUACCUUCACCAUGACAGUCACCUCUCAACCAGCCAUUGAUAGUAAUGGAACUGUGAGUUUGAAAAACCCUACCUACUUGAUAGAGAACUUUGAAGCAAAUAAUAUCGUUGGCAAAAAAGUCCUUAAAGAAUACCUCGUUAACAGAAUUAUCGAAUAUACUUCUCUACAGAAUCCAUUUGGAGAUAUGACUUAUGAGCAUGGGCAAUUUGAAGAUCUGAAGCAAUUGAGAAUCCAAACCGGAGAGAAGUUUAUCAAGAUCACUGCUGAAAUUCCAGAUUAA